Molecule: messenger RNA, 1599 nt
Organism: Mycosarcoma maydis (corn smut)
Lineage: Eukaryota; Fungi; Basidiomycota; Ustilaginomycetes; Ustilaginales
Exons: 1
Coding region: 1-1599 (532 amino acids)
Molecular function (GO): phosphatidylinositol binding; protein binding
Source: RefSeq, a predicted model, not a curated record
AUGCCGAUCGACCUUAGAAAAGCGCUCAAGACAGACGAUCCCAAGUGGGAUAAGCUCAAGCAGAGUUACAAAAAGGUCGAGACCGGUGCUUGGAACGUCCUGGCACCAGUCGGUCAGUGGUCCAAUCGCACCGCCGGCAAGCUGGGUGCUGAAUCAUUCUGGCCCACUGAGCUUGGUCUGGAAUGCGACAAAGCUGCCAGAAUCCUGCGUACCUUUACCGCAAAGGGCGCCUCUGUCGAAGUAUCUGCCAACGAUGCUGCUGGUAUCAGCGACCAGUCCGCUGUGGUACCUCCGCCAGCGCCCAAAUACGACGAGAAAGGCAAGAACGUCAAGGACCCACAUAAAUACGACAGCCGUAAGACGCAAAAGGUCAUCCGCAAGAUACCUCCCAAGGUGCUUCAGAAGGCGCACGGACUUGCCAUCUUCACCGUGUUUCGAACAGGAUUCGGCUUCUCUGGUGCAUCAGGCUCCGGCGUUGUGCUAUCGCGUCUGCCAGAUGGAUCGUGGUCUGCACCCUCGGGCCUCUUGAUCCAUACGCUUGGGUACGGGUUUCUUAUCGGUCUUGAUAUCUAUGACGUCGUCCUGGUGCUUCGUAAUCAGAAGGCGGUAGACGCGUUCAAACGCCCAAAGGUCAGUCUCGGUGGUGAGCUCACAGUUGCCUUUGGCCCCGUCGGCAACGGCGCCAUGGUAGAAUCCGGCCUCGAGGCAGCACCGUGCUGGUCGUACGUCAAAAGCAAAGGCUUCUAUGUAGGCUUGCAGCUAGACGGCACCAUCGUCUUGAAGCGCGAAGAUGAGAACGGACGAUUCUACAAUGCACCUGGCAUCAAAGCUGAAAACAUCCUCUCUGGUCAGCUGCCAGGACCUGUCCCUGCAGCUGUGAUGCCCCUGUGGCAGACGAUCUACGCUGCUGAAGAAAGACCCGAGUUGAUGGGCACCGACCGAAUUCCUGAAGGCACUACGCCGGGUGAUCUUGAGAUGACGGAGGAAGAUAUGAAAGACGCCAGUAGCCUCGCUUCGAAGGAGCAUCAGCAGCAGCAACAAUACGGCACAGCUGUAGCACCCGUCGGAAGUCUUUCAUCGCGAAGAGUGCCGCCUCCUCCUUCUGUUCAAGCUACAGCACCCGGCUCGAGCAAUUCCGCAGCUGUUUUGGAGCCUACCUCUCGAACCUACGCAGACCUCCCACCUGAUUACGAGUUCGCCAACGCUCCUGUCACGCAGCAAGGGGGAAAGCAGCUGAACAAUUCUGCUUCAGAUCAAUCAUAUCAACCUCGCUCAGAUGACCUGCCUCCAAAUCCCUUCUCACACCCCGGAGAUGCUCCUGCUGGCGCUGCCCAGUUCGAAUCCGCGGAGCAGGAAAAGGCAAGGCUUCAGCAGCAGUAUGUCGCUGCUCCGGGAGUUGGGCCCGCUGCGCACGCUACCUCGUCGCUUCCUGGGCAGGUAGAAGCUCUGUACGACUUUGAUGGACAGGAACAGGAAGAUCUCCCCUUCAAGACGGGCGACAUCAUCCAAGUCACCGGGCAGGAAGACGAAAUGUGGUGGCGUGGCUUGCUCAAUGGCCGCUCUGGCAUCUUCCCAUCAAAUUACACUCGAGCUCUUUGA